AUGAAAGCCCUCCGAGCUCUUCCCGUGGCACCAGCCCGCCGCGCCCUCCCCGCUAUUUGCGCCGCCUGCUCCCCCUCUUCCUCCUCGUCGUCGCCUUCCUCGACCACCGCCACCAAGAUCCGCCCGUUCUCCGUCCUCAACCGCCCGCCGCCGAAUUACCCUGGUCAUGUCCCCCUGACGAAGGUUGAGCGCGCCGGUCUCGCCCUUGGCGCAGGCAUCUGGUCCCUCCUGAGCCCCUACCGCGCCGACCUCAUCGCCGCAGUCGGCGAGACGACAGCCACGCCCUACUUCAUCUACCGCCUGCGCGACGCCAUGCUCGCCGACCCGACCGGCCGCCGCAUCCUCCGCGACCGGCCGCGCAUCACCUCGAGCUCCCUCGACCUUGACCGCCUGCGCCGCAUGCCCGACAACAGCGUCGGGCGUGCCUACGUCGGCUGGCUCGACGCCGAGGGCGUCAGCCCGGACACCCGGCCCGCCGUGCGUUACAUCGAUGACCCGGAGUGCGCCUACGUCAUGCAGCGGUACCGCGAGUGCCACGACUUCUUCCACGCGCUGACGGGCCUGCCCAUCGUGCGCGAGGGCGAGGUCGCCCUCAAGGCCUUCGAGUUCGCCAACACGCUGAUCCCCAUGACGGGCUUCGCCGUGUUGAGCUACGCGACCAUGAAGGCGGGCGAGCGCAGGCGCUUCCGCGACAUCUACGGGCCCUGGGCGCUCAGGAACGGGAUGAAGGCCAAGGAGGUCAUUAACGUCUACUGGGAGGAGCAGCUCGAGAGGGACGUGGACGAGUUGAGGGCCGAGCUGGGGAUCGAGAGGCCGCCUAAUAUGCGGGCCAUCCGGAAGAGGGAGAGGGAGGAGAGGAGGAGGGCGCAAGAGGCCAUGCAGGGGAGGUAG
Colletotrichum higginsianum IMI 349063 is the source of this 891-nucleotide messenger RNA. Its product is annotated as Coenzyme Q biosynthesis protein CoQ4. The transcript has a single exon. Gene Ontology annotation, biological process: ubiquinone biosynthetic process. The record is from RefSeq and is a predicted model, not a curated record. The coding region runs from base 1 to 891 and encodes 296 amino acids. Gene Ontology annotation, cellular component: mitochondrial inner membrane; mitochondrion. Lineage: Eukaryota; Fungi; Ascomycota; Sordariomycetes; Glomerellales; Glomerellaceae.